Molecule: messenger RNA, 2634 nt
Organism: Cladophialophora immunda
Lineage: Eukaryota; Fungi; Ascomycota; Eurotiomycetes; Chaetothyriales; Herpotrichiellaceae
Exons: 2
Coding region: 920-2092 (390 amino acids)
Molecular function (GO): methyltransferase activity
Source: RefSeq, a predicted model, not a curated record
GGGCUUCUCCCCCUCGAUGCCUUUUUGACGCCCUCACCAUCUGCAGGCCAGUCACUUGUCACUUUGUCACUGUCAUGCUCUCGUACCAUCUCCACACUUUGAUCUUCCAUCACGACUGAACACUCGGUCGGUGGAUACUGCUGCACGUUCCCUUGGGUGUCGGGCUCACGGGCUGGCUCACGGCCUCACGACACCUUUCCAGCAACAGGCCAGGCCUCGACUCUCAAGGUUGUGGAACUCGAACUCAUGGUCUGGUCUGGUCGGUCUUCAGUUUCGGGUUUUCCUGGCCUCCCCUCUCGUGGGUGCUCAUCCACAUCCAACUCGAACUUCUAAAACAACAACGACACCUGCUGGCUGCUGGCUGCUGGGCUGUGUGGCAGUGGUGGUGGUGGAUGACUUGGACAAGUAUUAUUCAGCCCGCACCGCACAACCAAAAACCACUGCAUUCCUAACUACUUCUCUCAUUCUCAUUCUCAUUCUCACUCUCAAUCUUCUUCUGCUCGAUCCCCGCCUUCUCACAGCCUUUUCUUCCAGGUCAAACCACCUCUUCAAGAAAGCCUUGAGGCCCUUCCGCCGAAUAUCUCUCCGACCGAACCGCCCAGGCCGUCGUCUCCCCGGCUUCCACCACGUUCAUCCCAUCGAAAAGCUUCCCUUUGGAACUUGUUGCCGCCCAGCCUACUGCACGGUAUCCUUCGACUAAGUGGCCACUUGGCUGUCGGGUUCCAUCAUCUGCAUCAGCCUUUGCCGGCCUCUUGGGUCCGCCUGCAGCCACUUGUCGCCCCAAGCAUACGAGGUCCCCUCUUACCACCCUCGACCGAAAACCCACCUCCCCCCCUCCCCCUUCGCUCUCCCAAUUGUCUGACUGAGCCAACCUUAUUUCCAUCCAGCCGCAAACACGACAAAGUUUGGGAAUCAUCGUAUGCCAGGUUCUGACGACACCAAGUCAGGUGCAUUAAGGUUCUCCUCCCUUGAGGCCUAUGGCUGGUUGGCAGGGUCAUUUCAGCUCGUACCUCGCUCCAAGAUGUCGUCUUCGGCCACCCCAGUACCCUCGACUACUCCCGUUCAAACCAUGGAUUCCCCUCUAGUACCAGACUCAGAAUCAACGCAUUCCUCCGAGGGCGGUGCUCACUACGAUACCCGGUCCUUGACGGCCAGUAUCACCGACUACCCGAUCCAUUGGGGUCGAAGGUACCACCGAUAUAAAGAAGGCGCAUAUCUAUUCCCCAACGACGAAAACGAACAGGUUCGACUGGAUGAGCAGCACGAAAUCCUCAAUCGACUCCAUGGCCGCCUGUUUUUUGCCCCUCUUGACCCAGAUUCUGUCCUGACGGUGUUGGAUAUAGGCACGGGCACUGGGAUUUGGCCGAUUCAACUUGCCGACUCCAACGCGCUCCCCAAUGCCACCAUCACAGGCGUGGACCUUUCAGCCGUUCAGCCUGAUGACGUCCCAUCCAACGUCUACUUUGAGAUCCAAGACUGUGCCGACGAGGACUGGGUCCGGGAACCUGGAAGUGUCGAUUACUGCCACGUCCGGUUCAUGGCUGGAUCCCUCACCUCGUACGAAGACUUGAUCCGGACGUCCAGGAAAUAUCUUCGUCCCGGGGCCGGAUGGUUGGAGUGUCACGAAAUCCAUCCCCAGCCUGUAUCCGACGACAACACUAUCCCCGAAGGUUGGGCCAUGAGGGCCUGGGAAGAGCAUCUGGACUAUGCCGCCACCAAAGCUCUCAAGCCCGCGCGACCCGUUCGAGUUGCAGCCGACAUCAAGACUUGGAUGGAAGAAGCGGGCUACGUGGACAUUCACGAGCACAUCUCCAAGAUUCCUUUAGGUCCCUGGCCCCGCGAUCCACGCCUCAAGAACAUUGGCGGCUGGUGGCUUGCUAAUUGGCUCGCUGGGUUACAAGGCUUUACGUACAAGCUGUUCGGUGCCGACGGCCUCAGGUGGUCCCGGGACGAGAUCGAGGUGCAUCUAGCCGACGUCCGCAAAGCAGCACUCACGAAGUCAGUGCAUUCCUAUCAGAGACAUUACGUGGUAUAUGGACGGAGGCCGUCCAAAGAAGAAGAGCAAGUGUUGAGCCUGUACGGUCAUGGUUGAAGAGAGGCGAGAGUGCCAGUCAUUCUGAUUGCUUGAACAGUUAAAAAGCGAUUCUCCCCAGGCGGUCUCCACGAGGUCCUAUCGACCGCCACGAGGCCGAGUGCGUGUCUCGACAUCACCUUCCUGUACUGCAGAGCAUUGCACCGUGCUUCACUCUGCAGGACAAGGGUCGUUCCGGACCCCACGGAUGCAGUCAAGCUUGGGCACAGUUGUGGUAUGGCGGUGUGCUGUCAACUAACCUUAGCCACCUCACGGUCGAAUAUUACUCCAGAGCCUUCGGCUCCGCCCUCUAGGGGACAGAGUUACGACGUGGUUGCCUGCCUGCGAUGGCAGACUGGGCGAUCAAGGUGUCCUAGACACCAAUCCGUCUGGUCCGAGGGGCAGUGUAUGAGCAAUGAAUGUCAAUGGUGUAUUUGCGGGGAAAGGCUGGUUUUGGAACUAUACCCAAGAGUUGGAUAGGGGAAGAGAAAAAUCUCCGGGUUCGUGACAUAAAAAAAGAACGUUGUCCUUUCAUCGAUCAUGGUCUGUGCUGUUUCUUGUUC